AGGUAUUCCUUCAUUCUUUCCCCGAGCCUCGGUUUGAACACAACAAAAAUAAAACUGGAAAUCCAAAUGACUAACACCUUUUGGAAAUAAAUUUUUUGCCGUGGUAACUUUUUCCCAAGUGAGUGCGUUUCCGUGAUCCCUGUUUUUUCGUGGGUUCUUCUUUCCUUUGACUCUCAUCCGAACAAUCCCGCUCCAAGAUGUGCUGCAAUCCAGGAGGCUGCUGCAAUCUACCCGCCUGCAUCCAGUGCACCAACUUUUGUUUCAAUUGCUGGACUGGAACUGCCGCAGUGCCAUGUUGCCGGAGAACUUGCAUUCCGGGAUGCAGUGGCAGCCCCAGGUGCUGUUGCUGACUAAAACUGAAGUUACUCAGACUAUACCGCUCUUCAUCUCAAAUCCGAAAUAAAACAAUUAGAAAAGCUUA
Drosophila yakuba is the source of this 421-nucleotide messenger RNA. RefSeq lists its product as uncharacterized. The coding region runs from base 198 to 350 and encodes 50 amino acids. The record is from RefSeq and is a predicted model, not a curated record. Lineage: Eukaryota; Metazoa; Arthropoda; Insecta; Diptera; Drosophilidae. The transcript has 2 exons.